This is a messenger RNA of Capsella rubella, 672 nucleotides long. RefSeq lists its product as uncharacterized. The record is from RefSeq and is a predicted model, not a curated record. The coding region runs from base 1 to 672 and encodes 223 amino acids. The transcript has 2 exons. Lineage: Eukaryota; Viridiplantae; Streptophyta; Magnoliopsida; Brassicales; Brassicaceae.
AUGGAAGACGGUCGUAGAGGAUCAUCUUCAACACCACAAUCACGUAAGAUCAUGGUGAUCGCUGAUCCAACACGUGAAUCAGCAGCUGCUCUUCAAUACGCUCUUUCACACGCCGUGCUCGAACAAGACGAGCUUAUCCUUGUACAUGUUGAAAGCACUGGUGGUGGUUCUUGGAAAAAUGCUUUCUCAAGUUUUCUUAGGUUGCCAAGUUCCAUCUCUUCGUCUAGCAGCGGCUCCUCCACCCCCGCAGCAUCUAUAGGUACCGCGACAGGCUCUAAUGCCGCGGCUGUAAGCGCUUUGGCCUCAGAGAUUGGUCAAGGAGAUGGGAACUUUCUUGAACAGAUGAAACGGAUAUGUGAAAUUGCUCAGCCUAAGGUACGUGUACACACCGAGUGUAUAGGUAUAGAUGGGAUUAAAGCUACAGGUAUACUUCUUCAUGGAGACAAGCUUGGUGUUGAUGUUAUCAUCAUAGGCCAACGCAGGACAAUCUCAUCUUCCCUUCUAGGAACUAGGCGGCCAGGAGGGUCACUAAGAGGAUCAAAAGGAGUAGACACAGCGGAGUACUUAAUCGAGAACAGUAAAUGCACUUGUGUUGGGGUACAAAAGAAAGGUCAAAAUGGAGGAUAUGUUCUAAACACCAAGACGCAUAAGAACUUCUGGCUCUUGGCAUGA